CCGGUAGUAUUCAUACACAUUAUCAAACAAGUUAUUUUUUCAGGGUCAGAUAUGAGAUAACAUUCUAUAAAAAAAAUCUUGAUAUAUCGUGAUCACAUUUUAAUUCGACAUAUUAGCUUUUCUCUCAGGGUAAAGGGAAAACUGUUUGUGUGAUGGACUACUUUGUAUAUGAGCGUAGUUUGUAACAUCACAGAGUAAUAUGGUCGAUGCCAGGAGUCGGCGACGAGACUAUGGUAGAAAUUUGGGCAAAUACCGAUGAAUUUUGACGAUUUUUGCGACUGAUUUCUUCAAUGAUAAUGACAGUUCUGCAUGUAUUGUAUUAUGCGGGAUGUAGUUGAAGGCCACCAGUAUCACUGAAAGACUUGCCACUCGUCUAAUUUUAUUAAUUCUUCAAGUGUUACUUCGCACGAUUAUCUGCCCGAGUUUCUCCCAGGGUUAGGGGACCCAUCUACAGAUCAAUGGACCAAUAUCAAGAUCCAUAUGGUCCCCAACUGAUCCAGCGAUGUGUCAUUGUACAGAAGGAUGAGAGGGGCUAUGGCUUAACUGUCAGUGGAGACAAUCCAGUCUUCAUACAGAGUGUCAAAGAUGAUGGCGCUGCAUUCAGAGCAGGGGUCCAGAAAGGGGAUAGGAUAAUCAAGGUGAAUGGUACCCUUGUCACAAAUUGCAAUCACCUUGAAGUUGUGAAGCUCAUCCGAUCUGCUUCCUACGCGGCAUUGACCUUACUGGGCUUACCACCAGGAAUGAAGAACCAAACUCCUCUAUCGCCCCCUCAUCAGGCCAAUGCAACAGCUAAACCCAACCAGAGGCGUUCAGUUACACAACCUGUACCAGUUACACCGGAGAAAGAUGCAGAGUUGAAGAAUGAGCGACUAGUGACGUUGAGGGAAAUGUUUGAACAAGAGAAAGAACUGUAUCAGAAAAUGAAAUCAGAGUAUGAAGCCAACCCAUCAGAGAAACUCAUGAAGGAAUUAGCAGGAAUUAACACGAGGAUUAAAGUUCUGGAAACCCAACUGAAUCGGGCAGCCAGUAUGCAACAGGCUAAGGUACAUGUACAGACAACGGAGAUUCGAGAUUCUGCCAGCUCUUCUGACCUGGAAGUUGAAAAUAGAAACAAGAAUGCACAGCCACAAGAAAAAACUUUGCAGAAUCACAAAGAUAAGCGUAAAACUUCAGAAAGUAGAUCAUGGUUACCCCAAGGAAUAAUCCAUGCUAGACAACGCUCAAGCCCAGAGAGUCUAGGUGUCAUGACCGAUAUUCAGCCAGGCACCAACCUAAAGAGGAAUAACUCUGAUGCGCAGUCUAAAGAAACAGCUAGGAAGAAACAUGUGCGUGCUGUGGGAGCAGCAGAGGCCGAAAUCAGACGGAAACGCUCAGACAAUAUUGAACAGUUAGGGCGGACGUAG
This is a messenger RNA of Acanthaster planci (crown-of-thorns starfish), 1403 nucleotides long. Its product is annotated as rho guanine nucleotide exchange factor 12-like. Gene Ontology annotation, cellular component: cytoplasm. The record is from RefSeq and is a predicted model, not a curated record. Lineage: Eukaryota; Metazoa; Echinodermata; Asteroidea; Valvatida; Acanthasteridae. Gene Ontology annotation, biological process: G protein-coupled receptor signaling pathway. Gene Ontology annotation, molecular function: G protein-coupled receptor binding; guanyl-nucleotide exchange factor activity.